CCAACCCAAACAAAAAUUCACUCAGCCCAUACAAAAAAAAAUCAAACAGGGCUUCGAGAGGGAGAAAGCGAAGGAGAGUGAGAUUGAAACCCUAGAAUCCAUCGCCACCGCCAUCGCCAUUGCCACCGCCACCGCCACCGCCACCACCGCCGCCAUUCAUCUCUGCCAUUGUUACCGUUAUUGUCUCCUUCAUCGACACAUCACCGCUGGAGUUAUGAAUGAAGGACAAGGUAAUCGUGGAGCCUCUCCUCUGCUUCUGCGUCGUCUUCCCCAGCGGGUUCUUCCGCUGGUUCUGCUUUUUCUCCGGUGGCUUGAAGAACUCAAAACGCAGUUUCAGCACAGACGCGGUGGCACUGGCGGAGCAGAUCUGGAAGACGAGUGAGCGGGAGUCUCUAGAAGCUUCGAUUGAAGCUGCGAUAGUGUGAUCGAAGCUAUCAAAUCUUAUUGAACUAAUUCUCAUGUCAUUCCAAGUCAUUGAGGGCCUGCUAUGGUGUUUUGAGGUUUGUUAUGGAAAAUGGCGCCAAGGGAUGCGAGGUCAUCGUUAGUAGCAAGUUGAGGGCUGAGCGCGCUAAAUGCAUGAAGUUCAAGGAUGGGUACAUGAUUUCCUCAGGGCAACCAGUCAAGGACUACAUUGAUUCUGUGUAAAACAUGUACUCCUUAGGCAGGGACUUGGAUAAGAAAUGUUGCAGAUGAGUAACUUCACAAAGCUUUCACACGCAUAUACGAGCAAGUUGCAGCUUAAAGUGGAUCACUUGCUGGAAGAGAAUGCAAGACUCAAGAGACAGCAACAAACGGUAAAUUUAUUUCUGAGGUUUCAUGCUCCAAAGAAUGUAUCAAGAAAAAGGGGACUUAUGCUCAAGCUAACAAGCCUGCAUCUGCUGAUGAUGAAGAUAUGGACCCCACUGUUGGAAGAGUUUGCUUGCUGUAACAGAUUAGCUUACAAGGGAAUUGUAAUUAUUCAGUUUUUAGAGCAAAAUAAGCAAAAAUUUUCCGGUACCACUGAUUUUGGUCUAAUGAAGAUAGAUGAUAAAGGAAGGAUUCUCUCAUUCAGUGAAAAGCCCAAAGAAAAAGACCUAAAAGCAAUGGAAGUAGAUACAACUGUUUUUGGGCUUUCAAAGAAAGAGGCUGUAAAGAAACCAUACAUUGCUGCUAUGGGUGUGUAUGUAUUCAAGAAGGAGAUACUUCUGAAUCUAUUAAGAUUAUGCUUCUAAAAGUCGUUGCAAUAGUUAUGACACCAAGAGACAGUUCAAGGCGAAGACAAUGGCUCGGAUUGUGGAAGGUGAUGCAGGGAAAGUAAUUUGCAGGAAAGCAGAUAGGAUCAAACUGCGGCUGUAGUUUUGGGAUCAAGAGGCAGAAGCUUAAUUCAAAGUGUGCUACAGAGAAGUGUUGUAGAGUACUGCUUCCACCACUGCAAAGCAGCACCUGUUGUCAUUGUUCCUGGAAAAGAUGCUAGAGAUGUAUCAAUAUUGUAGUGAAGCUUUGUACGUAUGUCAAUUGGCCUUGUUAAUAUAUCUAAUAGUCAUGUUUAGUGAAAUGAAGAUUGGUUCUAACUCAUUUUCACCAAGAAUAGAGAUGUUUUCCUUGCAUAUGUUCACAUGUUAACCACUAACAUGUUAUUAAUUCAAUGGCUUAGUAACUCAUUUUUUCA
Molecule: messenger RNA, 1648 nt
Organism: Arachis stenosperma
Lineage: Eukaryota; Viridiplantae; Streptophyta; Magnoliopsida; Fabales; Fabaceae
Exons: 13
Coding region: 681-1211 (176 amino acids)
Biological process (GO): glycogen biosynthetic process
Molecular function (GO): glucose-1-phosphate adenylyltransferase activity
Source: RefSeq, a predicted model, not a curated record